Messenger RNA from Myotis myotis, 2531 nucleotides. RefSeq names its product DDB1 and CUL4 associated factor 4 (gene DCAF4). NCBI's taxonomy places the organism in Eukaryota, Metazoa, Chordata, Mammalia, Chiroptera, Vespertilionidae. The transcript has 14 exons. Gene Ontology annotation, molecular function: protein binding. Bases 136 to 1623 code for a protein of 495 amino acids. Gene Ontology annotation, cellular component: Cul4-RING E3 ubiquitin ligase complex. The record is from RefSeq and is a predicted model, not a curated record.
AAGCACUAAAACGGACGCCACUAACUGGUGGGCGCUGGAUCUUGGUCUUUCCGGGUCCUUCCACGCCUCGCCACUGCUUCUGCCGAGCUUGGGCCCGAGGGCGAGCCGGGGAGCACCCUCUAAUCGAGAGCAGAAAUGCAUAAAAGCAGCUGGAAAAGUAGAAGACAUGGAAGAAGGAGCCAGCGGCAGAACCCUAGACUCAGACAACACAGACCUAACGAGAGGUGUAACACAGGGGCACAGCAAAGCCCACAGGAUUCCGACCAUGGCGAUGGGGAGGUUCCGUCGACCUCGACCAGCACAGCUGGGAGUUCUUCUGUGCCAGAUCUACCAGGGUUUUACUUUGACCCCGAAAAGAAUCGGUACUUCCGCUUGCUCCCUGGACAUAACAACUGCAACCCCCUCACAAAGGAGGGCAUCCAGCAGAAGGCAAUGGAGGACAAAAGGCUGCAGCUGCUAGAGGAAGAGGACAGGCAGACAAAGAAAAUAACCAGGAUGGGAUUUAAUGCCACUUCCUUGUUACAAAAAAGCAAGCUGGGUUUUCUCAACGCCACCAGUUAUUGCCGUUUAGCCCACGAGCUGCGAGUGAGCUGCAUGCAGAGGAAGAAGGUUCAGAUUCACAGCUCCGAUCCCUCUGCUUUGGCAAGCGACCGAUUUAACCUCAUAUUGGCGGAUACCAACAGUGACCGGCUCUUCACCGUGAAUGAUGUCAAGGUGGGAGGCUCCAAGUACGGCAUCAUCAGCCUGCGCGGUCUGAAGACCCCCACGCUCCGGGUGCAUAUGCACGAAAACCUCUACUUCACCAACCGGAAGGUGAACUCUGUGUGCUGGGCCUCGCUGAAUCACUUGGAUUCUCACAUUCUGCUGUGCCUCAUGGGGAUCGCAGAGACUCCGGGCUGUGCCACCCUGCUCCCAGCGUCACUGUUCGUCAAUAGUCAUCCAGCAGGAGACCGGCCUGGCAUGCUCUGCAGUUUCCGGAUCCCUGGGGCCUGGUCCUGUGCAUGGUCCUCGAACAUCCAGGCAAAUAACUGCUUCAGCACAGGCUUGUCUCGGUGGGUCCUGGUGACCAACGUGGUGACGGGACACCGGCUGUCGUUUGGGACGAGCAGUGAUGUCUUGGCCCAGCAGUUUGCUGUCAUGACUCCUUUGCUGUUUAAUGGCUGUCGCUCUGGGGAGAUCUUUGCCAUUGAUAUUCGAUGUCGAAAUCAAGGCAAUAACUGGAAGGCCACUAGCUUGUUCCACGACUCAGCGGUGACAUCUGUGAAAGUCCUCCAGGAGGAGCAGUGCCUGGUGGCAUCCGACAUGGCUGGAAAGAUCAAACUGUGGGACCUGCGGACCACCAAGUGUGUAAGGCAGUACGAAGGUCACGUGAACGAGUACGCCCUCCUGCCCCUGCACGUGCACGAAGAAGAAGGACUCCUGGUGGCCGUGGGCCAGGACUGCUACACGAGAAUCUGGAGCCUCCGCGAUACCCACCUGCUCAGAACCAUACCCUCCCCACAUCCCACCUCCAGGACCAACAUUCCCAGUGUGGCCUUCUCUUCUCGGCUUGGGGGUGUGCAGGGAGCACCGGGGCUGCUCAUGGCCGUCCAGCAGGACCUUUACUACUUCCCUUACAGCUAAUUCUGCAGGGAGCAGCCUGCAGGCUUGUGGAUUUGACUGAAUGGAGUAAAGAGUAGCCAUACCUCUGCCGUAUGCUGUUUGCAGUGAAGGCAUUUUAAAUGGAUGCUCUGUGUGCACGGAUCCCAUCCAUCCUGCUGCUGCGGACAUGAAGGUGCUAUGUUUUAUGUGGAGACACUUUAGUGAUGUAUGUCAGUUAAGUUGUGGGCUCAGAGAGCUUGAAAGUCCUUUUCAUAAAAGGUACCUAUUUCCUUUUGUUGAAUUCCUUAGAAUAGUCCCUUCCCCCUUUUAUAAAACAAAAAUUACUUUUUCUAAGGGCUGAAGAUUAGCAAUACCUAAAUUAAAGCUUCUUUUACCAAAAGCCCUUCCAAGAAGCCUAAUGAGACUGAUAGGCUAGUCCAGGGGUGGGCAAACUUUUUGACUCGAGGGCCACAAUGGGUUCUUAAACUGGACCAGAGGGCCGGAACAAAAGCAUGGAUGGAGUGUUUGUGUGAACUAAUAUAAAUUCAAAGUAAACACCAUUACAUAAAAGGGUACGGUCUUUUAUUUCAAUAGUUUUAUUCAUUUCAGACGGGGCAGAUCCGGCCCAGGGGCCGUAGUUUGCCCACGGCUGGGCUAGUCAGUGCCUGGGUCCCAAAAAGACAUGCAUCUGUACUUGAGAACGCCAGCUGGAGAGAAGGGGAAGAGGAAAGUCCUUUUCCUCAAGUUUCUAGAGAAAGAUUUGAGGCUGGAGUUUGGCCUUCUCACACUCAGUAUCAGGAACAAAUGUUUGGGAUUCUCCUUUAUCAUUCACGGGCAUUGGGCAGAAAGGUGGAUCAUUUUAGAGCAGUGGUUCUCAACCUUGGCUGCACAUUAGAAUCACCUGGGAAUCUUUAAAAUCCUGAUUUCUGGGCCUCAUUCUCCAGAAAUUC